Messenger RNA from Trichomonas vaginalis G3, 777 nucleotides. Its product is annotated as proteasome assembly. The transcript has a single exon. The coding region runs from base 1 to 777 and encodes 258 amino acids. NCBI's taxonomy places the organism in Eukaryota, Parabasalia, Trichomonadida, Trichomonadidae. Gene Ontology annotation, cellular component: proteasome regulatory particle, lid subcomplex; nucleus; cytosol. Gene Ontology annotation, biological process: proteasome-mediated ubiquitin-dependent protein catabolic process. The record is from RefSeq and is a predicted model, not a curated record.
AUGGAAGCUUUUCAGCAGAAAUUUGAAACCCUCAAAUCAAUCAUGGAAGCGCCAAAAAUCGAGACAGAAAAGGCUAUGAUUGUUAUCAAGGAACUUAGACUUAAAAUGUUGAAGAUACCAUUUUUAAAUGGAAAUGAUCAAGAAACAUCUAACGAUGUUAAAGUAAUGCUCAGAACUAUCUACGAAUACGAUGCAAUUGUUAACUUGAUGAUUGGAAAUCUUGCCUCUUUCUUCAGAACAAUGGAGCUUCUUAAAAUCGCUUACCACCAGCGCCAAGAACUUCCUCGCUCUCCAAAGAUGGAAAUACUUAUUGGCGUAUAUCUCAUUGCUCUAUUAGCUGAGAACAGAACUGCAGAUUUUAAUGUAAGUUAUGACGCAGCUCUUCUUUUGCUUGGUCAGCACCCAACAUUAGAAUAUGCCGCCACAAUGUACAAAGCUAUUUCUGAUAAUUCAUUCGCAACAAUUUAUUCUUUGAAGUCAAAUCCACCUCAUCAAUUAUACGAUUAUAUCACUAGCAAUAUCAUUAACGGAGCUAGACUUAGCCAUGCAAAUUCAAUCAGAAAUGCAUACGAGAACCUUACUACACAAGAAUUAGCCCAAAUUCUUCAUCUCGAUUCUCCUGCAGAAGCUGCACAGUUUGCUUUAGCUAGAGGUUGGAGCCUCAAUGCCGAUCAGACACAUAUCAUCUUCGGCAAAGAAAGCGCCAAACCACACUUCACUCAAGAAUCUUUCUUGGGAUCUGUCGACUAUUGUGUUAAGGUAUCAUCCCUUGCUUAA